Messenger RNA from Ochotona curzoniae (black-lipped pika), 2190 nucleotides. RefSeq names its product transforming growth factor beta 1 (gene TGFB1). Gene Ontology annotation, biological process: regulation of cell population proliferation; transforming growth factor beta receptor signaling pathway; SMAD protein signal transduction. Gene Ontology annotation, cellular component: extracellular region. Gene Ontology annotation, molecular function: type II transforming growth factor beta receptor binding; growth factor activity; cytokine activity. NCBI's taxonomy places the organism in Eukaryota, Metazoa, Chordata, Mammalia, Lagomorpha, Ochotonidae. Bases 891 to 2066 code for a protein of 391 amino acids. The record is from RefSeq and is a predicted model, not a curated record. The transcript has 7 exons.
CACUCGCCGCGGAUCCGCCGGACAGCAAGGCCCCGGUCCGGGGCAGGGGGGGACGCCCCCCUCCGGGGCACCCCCCGGCUCGGAGCCGCCCGCCGCUAAGGGCCUGCGCCCCGGGAGCUGAGCGCAGGAAGGAGCCGCCGAGGAGCAGCCCGAGGCCACAGAGUCUGAGACGAGCCGCCCCCGCCGCCGCCGCCGCCGCUGCGGGGAGGAGGGGGAGGAGGAGCGGGAGGAGGGACGAGCUGGUUGGAGAAGAGGAAAAAAGUUCUGAGACUUUUCCGCUGCCGCUGGAAGCCGGAGGCGCGGGGACCGCUUGGCGCGGCGCUGGCCCGGGAGGAGGCAGAACUUGGGGACCCCCUCCUCCAGGACGCCUCCCCCUCUCCUCCUCGGACGCUUGCUCCCCUCCCUCCUUCCUACAAAGCGACCCCAGCGCCCCCUCUUCCGGACCAGCCUUCCGGAGCCACAGACCCCGUCUCCCGCGAAGGCAUUGCCCCUCGACCUCGGACGCUCCCCCUGCCCGGCGCCCUCCCCUUGGUCCCUUCUCUGGCCCCGGCGCAACCUACAACCUUACCUUCCCCGGGCGACGGGUCGGUCUCUCUCAGACCUGCCCUACUGGCUCCCCUAUUCAAGACCACCCACCUUCUGGUAGCGGAGCCCACCGGGGUUCCGUUUUUUUUAUUUUUUUUUUUCUUUCCCGUAGGACUCGGAAGACAAACCCGGGUCAGAGCCACCCCUAAAACCUUGCUUCUUUCUUUCUGAGAAACUCAACUUCCCCUCGAGACCCUCCUCCUUUUCCCCGGGAGACCCUCAGCCCCCCUACCGGGGCGGGGCCUCCCCAUCCCACCCCAGCCCCGUUGGCGCCCUCGGCAGUGCCGGGGUGCGCCACCUCCCCCAUGCCGCCCUCCGGGCUGCGGCUGCUGCUGCCGCUAGUCCUGCCGCUGCUGUGGCUCCUACUGUUGGCGCCCGGCAGGCCGGCCGAGGGACUGUCCACCUGUAAGACCAUCGACAUGGAGUUGGUGAAGCGGAAACGCAUCGAAGCCAUCCGCGGCCAGAUCCUGUCCAAGCUGCGGCUAGCCAGCCCCCCGAGCCAGGGGGACGUGCCGCCCGGUCCGCUGCCCGAGGCCGUGCUCGCCCUGUACAACAGCACCCGGGACCGGGUGGCCGGGGAGAGCGCCGAGCCCGAGCCCGAGCCCGAAGCCGACUAUUACGCCAAAGAGGUCACCCGCGUGCUAAUGGUGGAUCCCAGCAACAAAGUCUAUAAAGAUUACAAAGAGAGCCGGCACAGUGUGUACAUGUUCUUCAACAGCACAGAGCUCCGGGAAGCCGUGCCCGAGCCCUGGUUGCUGUCCCGGGCAGAGCUGCGCCUGCAGAGGCUCAAGCAGCAGCAAGAGCAGCACGUGGAGCUGUACCAGCGAUACAGCAAUGAUUCCUGGCGCUACCUCAGCAAUCGGCUGUUGGCUCCCAGCAACACAGCUGAGUGGCUUUCCUUUGAUGUCACGGGAGUUGUGAGGCAGUGGCUGAGCCAAGGAGGGGAUAUCCAGGGUUUCCGCCUCAGCGCCCACUGCUCCUGUGACAACAAAGAUAACGUCCUCCAUGUGGACAUCAACGGGAUCAGUUCGGGCCGACGAGGUGACCUGGCCACCAUUCACAACAUGAACCGGCCCUUCCUGCUCCUGAUGGCCACCCCGCUGGAGCGGGCCCAGCACCUGCACAGCUCCCGGAGUCGGCGAGCCCUAGACACCAACUAUUGCUUCAGCUCCACAGAGAAGAACUGCUGCGUGCGGCAACUAUACAUCGACUUCCGCAAGGACCUGGGCUGGAAAUGGAUCCACGAACCCAAGGGCUACCAUGCCAACUUCUGCCUGGGACCCUGCCCCUACAUCUGGAGUCUGGAUACCCAGUACAGCAAGGUCCUGGCCCUGUACAACCAGCACAACCCCGGCGCUUCGGCGGCGCCGUGCUGCGUGCCGCAGGCGCUGGAGCCGCUGCCCAUCGUGUACUACGUGGGCCGCAAGCCCAAAGUGGAACAGCUGUCCAACAUGAUCGUGCGCUCCUGCAAAUGCAGCUGAGGCCCCGCCCCACGCCCCGCCCCGGCAGGCCCGGCUCCGCCCCUCCGCCCGCCGCGCCCCGAGGGGCUGUAUUUAAGGACUGCUGUGCCCCAGCCCACCUGCGGGCCAUUAAAGGUGAGCGAGA